GAAAUAUUUGUUCCACUUGCAGACGCGCACUUUUCAUUUAUUACAGUUUGUUGAGAACUCACCAAAACAACAAACCUUCUUUCUUCUCUCUCUCUCUCCUUCUCUGUUCCUUAUCUCUCUCUAAUGCCCUUCUGAUCAAUCCUUCAUUCAUUCCAGGGCUGCUGGUGAUUACUCUUUUACUAGCAUGGCUUCAAGCAAUCCACUCUUUGAUGAUAUACGGAGCAAAGCUGACGUUGAUCCUCCUCAAAAUGAGGAGUUGACAGGUGUUAUUGAAUUAGUGAAUGAUACUGCACAGGCUACUCUUAAACCUAAUGGGACCGUUUCAAGCAGUGUUCGCGAGCUUUUAGAGUGCCCUGUAUGCCUGAAUGCCAUGUACCCUCCAAUCCAUCAGUGUUCAAAUGGUCAUACUAUAUGCUCAGGUUGCAAACCCAGGGUCCAUAACCGGUGCCCUACUUGUAGACAUGAGCUUGGUAACAUCAGAUGUCUGGCACUGGAAAAAGUGGCUGCCUCUUUGGAACUUCCCUGUAAAUAUCAAGGUUUUGGGUGCAUCGGUAUAUAUCCAUAUUACAGCAAGCUAAAGCAUGAAUCUCUAUGCACAUAUAGACCAUAUAACUGUCCAUAUGCUGGCUCAGAGUGCUCUGUUAUGGGUGAUAUACCCUACCUGGUGACCCAUCUGAAGGACGAUCACAAGGUGGACAUGCACAAUGGCAGUACUUUUAACCAUCGUUACGUCAAAUCAAAUCCACAAGAAGUUGAAAAUGCCACAUGGAUGUUGACGGUAUUCAGCUGCUUUGGCCAGUAUUUUUGUCUACAUUUUGAAGCUUUUCAGCUAGGAAUGGCUCCUGUCUACAUAGCCUUUUUGCGGUUUAUGGGUGAUGAUAGUGAGGCAAAAAAUUACAGCUAUAGUCUAGAGGUAGGUGGAAAUGGAAGGAAGAUGAUUUGGCAGGGGGUGCCUAGGAGCAUUAGAGACAGCCACCGCAAGAUUCGCGACAGUUUUGAUGGUCUCAUCAUUCAGAGGAACAUGGCUCUCUUCUUUUCAGGGGGUGACCGGAAGGAAUUGAAGCUCAGGGUUACUGGUAGGAUUUGGAAAGAACAGUGAAUGGCGGGAGAUGGUGUUCUUUAUUCAACUAGCAGUUAAAUUAGACUGAAUAGUCUGUAGUCCAAUGAAUUUCUUGUAGUGAUAUGUAUCUUCUGGUCAUGUAUUUUGUUUUGUAACUUAGGAGUUAGGAGGCAAACUCUCUUUGCUUAUCCUUACAUCAAAUACAUGGACAUGAAGGUGUACCUCCUAUCAUUAUGGUAAUUAUGAAGAGAUUUAGAACCUUAGCGUGCUCCUUAAA
Molecule: messenger RNA, 1337 nt
Organism: Lotus japonicus
Lineage: Eukaryota; Viridiplantae; Streptophyta; Magnoliopsida; Fabales; Fabaceae
Product: E3 ubiquitin-protein ligase DIS1-like
Exons: 4
Coding region: 185-1099 (304 amino acids)
Biological process (GO): multicellular organism development; ubiquitin-dependent protein catabolic process
Cellular component (GO): cytoplasm
Molecular function (GO): zinc ion binding; ubiquitin protein ligase activity; protein binding
Source: RefSeq, a predicted model, not a curated record